AUUUUGUGUAUUUUUUUAACCAAACUUGAAUUUUGUUUGUCAUCAAUUGGACCAUUUUCUUGCCACUCACCUGAGCAGCACGGCGGUGGGCGGGGCAGAGAGGAGCUGAUGUCACCGCACAGUGUUUUGCAGCGCAUGAACGUCAACGUUUUAUUGUGAAAUUCCGGAGCGGAAGUGGUGUGCGUGGUUCCGUUCGGGGCUGGACGGUGUCUCCUCCGCUGACAGCUGGUUCAGACAGGAGCGCUGCUGCCCCGCAGAGAGGACCGUGGAUGGACCGUGUUUCCCUCCGGAGGAUUCCUCACUGACGCGGUUGAGAGAACCGGACGGAACCAGAAGCCCACAUCGACCCGGUCCGGUCCGGCCAUGGACGAGCAGGCGGGCCCCGGUGUGUUCUUCAACAACAGCUCGGGUUUACCCGGCGGAGGGAACAUUAAAGCUCCGCAGCCUGGAGACUACGGCGGCGGAGAGGCGGCCAGAGCUCAGUACAACAUCCCGGGGAUUCUACACUUUCUCCAGCACGAGUGGGCCCGGUUCGAGGUGGAGCGGGCCCAGUGGGAGGUGGAGCGGGCCGAGCUGCAGGCUCAGAUCGCCUUCCUGCAGGGGGAGAGGCGAGGCCAGGAGAACCUGAAGAAAGACCUGGUGAGGCGGAUCAAGAUGCUGGAGUACGCCCUCAAACAGGAGAGGGCGAAGUACCACAAGCUGAAGUACGGGACAGAACUGAACCAGGGAGAGAUUAAACCUCCGAACUACGACUCAGAUGAGGGGAAUGACAGUGAGGCUCCCAGUCCUCCAAACAGCAGCCAUCAGCUCAGCUGGAAACAAGGACGCCAGCUGCUCAGACAGUACCUGCAGGAGGUCGGAUACACAGACACCAUCCUGGAUGUGAAGUCUCAGAGAGUCAGAGCGCUGCUCGGCCUGACCGGAGACUCAGGAGACAAACCGUCAGAGAAGAAAGCCGAACCGAUGGUGAACGGCACCGAACCGUCGUCACUGAAGGACAGCGGCAUGGUCAGUAAACCCGACAUGUCCGACUCGGCCACCGUGUUGGAGGCCUUCAAGUUCAUCGAGAGCGCUGCAGCAGAGUUCAGUGACGAGGAUGAAGAGGAGGACAGCGAAGGACGGGACAAGACCAUCCUGGACCUGGCUGCAAUGGUGAGGAAGAAGCAGUCGUCCACGCCGUCCUCCACGACCUCCGACCUCAGCGACGACCCCGACACAGAGGAGGCUCUGAAGGGUUUUGAUUUCUUGGCGAGUCCGGACGAGCUGGAUGGCUCGCCGCCUGAGUCCAGGAGUGGAGAGGACAGCGGAGAGUGGGAGAAGGAAGAGCAGUCUCCUCUGGGUGAGCUGGCCUGGGACGUGGACCAGGGACUGAUAGCGCAGCUCAAGGAGCAGUACAGGAAGGAACGCAAGGGCAAGAAGGGGGUAAAGAGGCCGAACCGGUCUAAGCUCCAGGACAUGCUGGCUAACCUGCGGGAUGCUGAGGAGCUUCCCUCCAUGCAGCCGCCCGUGACGCCCCCCUCCCGCCCUGCUGUACCCAGACUCAGUGAGCCUGAAGUGGGGCGGCCUGAAGACGAGGCGAUGACUUUCCUGCCGUCGUCUGGGAAGUCGUUCAUCCUGGGCAGAGUGGACGAGGCAGUUUCUAACGAGCUCGGACUGGGAGAACUGGCCGGACUGACCGUGGCCAACGAGGCCGACAGCCUGGCGUACGACAUCACCAAUAACAAAGACGCUCUGAGGAAGACCUGGAACCCCAAGUUCACCCUGCGGAGCCACUUUGACUCGGUCCGGAGUCUGGCCUUCCACCCGGUGGAGCCCGUCCUGGUCACGGCCUCCGAGGAUCACACCCUCAAACUGUGGAACCUCCAGAAGACGGCGCCCGCCAAGAAAUGUGCAGCUUUAGACGUGGAGCCCAUCUACACCUUCAGAGCUCACAGCGGAGCGGUUCUGUGCGUCACCAUGAGCUCCAGCGGGGAGCAGUGCUUCAGCGGCGGGGUGGACGGAACCAUCCAGAGCUGGAACACCCCCAACCCCAACGUGGACCCCUACGACUCAUAUGAGCCGGUGGUCCUGCGGGGGGCACUGUGCGGCCACACGGACUCGGUGUGGGGUCUGGUCUACGGCCCCGCCCACCACCGCCUCCUCUCCUGCUCGGCUGACGGAACGGUCCGGCUGUGGAACGCCGCCGACACCUCGCCGUCUCUCGCUGUUUUCAACGAGAGAGGAGAGCUCGGCGUUCCCACCUCAGUGGACCUGGUGAGCAGCGAGCCGGCUCACAUGGUGACGUCUUUCACCACCGGCCACAUCGGACUCUUCAACAUGGAGACGCAGCAGCUCGUCCUGAAGCUGGAGUCCGCCGGGCCGCCAGACGCUCCCUGCAAGAUCAACAAAGUGCUGAGUCAUCCCACGCUGCCAAUCACCAUCACAGCUCAGGAGGACCGACACAUCCAGUUCUUCGACAACAACACAGGUAAGCUGAUCCACUCGAUGGUCGCUCACCUGGACUCCGUCACGAGUCUCGCUGUGGAUCCAAACGGACUGUACCUCAUGUCUGGAAGUCACGACUGCUCGAUCCGUCUGUGGAACAUGGAGAGCAAGACAUGCAUCCAGGAGUUCACCGCUCACCGUAAGAAGUUCGAGGAGUCGAUACACGACGUGGCGUUCCACCCAACCAAGUGCUACAUCGGCAGCGCCGGGGCCGACGCGCUCGCUAAGGUCUUCGUAUGACCUGAAACCUCCUGCAGCCGCCCGGCGGGCUCAGAGGACGGGCGGAAUCCGUCUCCGUCUCCGAGUCCGGAUGAGGAAGCAGAAAACUGAACUGAUCCUUAAAGAUUUGUCGAAUAUUCGUCCCACUCCCCCCCCCGACCCCUCGGACUUAGGCUGGCCCGGGUCCCGAAACAAACACACCUCCGGAUGAGACGAUGACUGAAACAGGAAGUGGUGAAAAAUAAAAGCAGGAUCUCUCGGUACAUUUAACUAAAGCUAGUACCGUUUUUCUUUGUGUCGCAGGUAAAACCGGAGCGUCGCUCUCACCACACUCUGCCGUGUUGUUCAUGACGAUGUGCCUUUUUUCUUCAGAACAUUAAUUCAACUAACAACCCAGUUUUUAAACGCAGAUUCAGUCGGAUCAGAAUGUGUCUCGAGUCGUGACAACAGAGACCCAAACUCCACAUCUCUGUGAUCUCUGAAUCUGCACAGGACUUUUAAUUUGAAAUCCAUUUGGAGUGGUUUUAUUAUUUCCUGUUGUUGAAAGAAGAUGUGAUCAGAGUUUCAUCAGAGUCCAGGAAGGAGGUGAGAGGUCGAAGGUUAUGACCAUGAGCCGCACUGGAAUCGGUGCCUUGCUCAUGGACAGUUGUUGUCGGGUGGACAGAGACUGUCAGCAGGUCGGAGGACAUCUGAAGAGUUUCAUUUCAAAAGAGACGGAGGAGGAGCAGGAGGAGGAGGAGCAGGAGGAGCAGCAGGAGCAGGAGGAGGAGCAGGAGGAGGAGCAGGAGGAGCAGGAGGA
Molecule: messenger RNA, 3502 nt
Organism: Acanthopagrus latus (yellowfin seabream)
Lineage: Eukaryota; Metazoa; Chordata; Actinopteri; Spariformes; Sparidae
Gene: strn
Product: striatin, calmodulin binding protein
Exons: 19
Coding region: 364-2724 (786 amino acids)
Cellular component (GO): dendrite
Molecular function (GO): armadillo repeat domain binding; protein phosphatase 2A binding; calmodulin binding
Source: RefSeq, a predicted model, not a curated record